AUGGAUCGCCUCAAUAACACGCUGGUCGCCGCUCUUUUCGCCUUCCACGGCGCGAGUGCCCUGCCGAUCAGCGGUGGGAGCAUUCAGGCAGACAGCUCAGACCUCCACAGCCGCCAGGACUCGCCCACUGAUGGAUUAGCUGUCAUCGAUUCCGUGGCAGACGGCUCUGGUCUCAACCGCCGCCAGGUACCUAGCUACCCGGCAACGCCUAUCCACAACUACCUGGUCCGACCUAAGGCUGCCGGCACUACUUCUCUCAGCGAGCGUCAGGUUGAGGCUGCCGGCGCUGGCUCUCUCAACGAGCGCCAGUUUGAGGUGGUGGACCGCGAGGACGGUGUAGUCGGACGGCGCCAGGAGGAUCAGCCCAUUGUCAGCCCGGAGGUUGCCGCCUCUGGCCCCCCGACGAAGCGCGAGCCCCAGGUGAACGGAGAUGGUGGCGGUCCUUUCGGAAGGCGCCAGAUACCUAGCUACCCAGCAACGCCUAUCCACAACUACCCGGUCCGCCCGAAGACUGUCGGCGCAGUCUCUCUCAGCGAGGACGGCCAGGCCGGCGGCGCAGUCGGGAGGCGUCAGGAGAACCAACCUAUCCUCACCGGUGCCGCGCUCCGCCCGGCGGCCGACGCCGCUGGUCCCGUGACGAAGCGCGAGCCGCAGGUGAACGGAGAUGGUGGUGGCCCGCUCGGGAAGCGCCAGGGAUCGAGAAACCCUGUUGUAGGGGGACAAAUCCCGCCUCCAGCACAAAAGCGUCAGAGAGAGGGGAUUCCCAUGGGAUCUCUCCCACCCAAAUCAUCGUCAAAGCGCCAGGACGGAAACAACCCGAUCCAGAUGGACUGA
Microdochium trichocladiopsis is the source of this 834-nucleotide messenger RNA. RefSeq lists its product as uncharacterized. Lineage: Eukaryota; Fungi; Ascomycota; Sordariomycetes; Xylariales; Microdochiaceae. The record is from RefSeq and is a predicted model, not a curated record. The transcript is spliced from 2 exons. The coding region runs from base 1 to 834 and encodes 277 amino acids.